Messenger RNA from Pisolithus orientalis, 1194 nucleotides. RefSeq lists its product as uncharacterized. Gene Ontology annotation, biological process: ergosterol biosynthetic process. The transcript has 8 exons. The record is from RefSeq and is a predicted model, not a curated record. NCBI's taxonomy places the organism in Eukaryota, Fungi, Basidiomycota, Agaricomycetes, Boletales, Pisolithaceae. Gene Ontology annotation, molecular function: cytochrome-b5 reductase activity, acting on NAD(P)H. Bases 105 to 1076 code for a protein of 323 amino acids.
ACCGAUUCUCAGGCUUACAAAGUCGAAACAUUAUUUGCACCUUCUCAUACCUGUGUUCUCUCAUCGCUUAGGCGGAGAAAGUUGACGAGUGAGACGCUUGAAAGAUGUCCUUCAUUCGUGCUACCUCUCGGGUUGCACGCCCAGUGACCGCUGCCACCCGGCUCUACUCAGCGGAGGCUGGCGCUAAAAACUCUAACCUUCCAUUGUACCUCGUCGGUGCCGGCCUCGCUGUGGCGGGGGCCUAUGGCUACAUGACCUUUGGCAAGACAGAGUCAGAAAAACCUAAGAAGAUCUUGACAAGCCCGCUCGACCCUCAGAAGUUCGUCGACAUCAAGCUCAAGCGAGUCGAACCUUAUAGCCAUAAUACCAGCGUCUUCGUUUUCGACUUACCCGAGGGGCAGGCCUCGCUACUGCCGAUUGCUUCCUGUGUUUUUCUUAAGGCAGAGGAUCUGAAAGAUGCAAACGGGAAACCCAUGGCUCGGCCUUAUACUCCCAUUUCGCCAUCAGACUUGGAAGGAGAACUCUCGUUCCUCAUUAAGAAGUAUGAGACGGGCAAUGUAUCAAAAUAUAUCCACUCCCUUAGUCCCGGUGACACGCUUGCCGUCAAGGGACCAUUACCAAAGUGGCCAUGGAAAAUGAAUGAAUUUGACGAGGUUGGCCUCAUUGCCGGCGGAACAGGAAUUGCGCCGAUGUACCAGGUCCUACAACACGUCUUAGCAGACAAGAACAACAAGACUAAGUUCAAGUUGCUUUUUGCAAAUGUCUCUGAGGCAGAUAUACUGCUUCGCGAGGAGCUGGAUGCCAUGAAGAAGAAGUAUCCCAAGACCUUCGACGUUGUUUAUGUCGUCGACAAGCCUUCCGAAAAAUGGAAAGGUCCGAGCGGAUAUAUCAACGUUGAUCUGAUCAAGCAGCACAUCGCACCCGCUUCUCUGGGAGAGAAAAUGAAAGUAUUUGUUUGCGGACCGCCGCCGCAAGUGGCUGCAAUCGCGGGUAAGAAAGCUGGCAGGGAGCAGGGAGAACUCGGCGGCAUCCUCAAAGAGCUUGGAUAUACCGAGGACCAGGUCUUUAAGUUCUGAGCCACUUCACUAGAUACCUACAUACGCGUAGACAAAGUUGGUUAGAUACCGUGAUGGGAUUACAUAAGCGUCCGCGCGUUGCUUGCAGUGCAGCCGCUCCCAUCCUCUCUGGCAGUGC